AUGUCUGGGGGCUUUGUGGUCGCUGGCUCCCUCGGGACUGCAGACUAUGUGGUUUUUGCCCUCAUGCUGGUGGUCUCUGCUGGGAUCGGGUUCUACUUCGCCUGGGUCAGCAGAGGAAGAGGAAGCUCCAGGGAGUUUCUGACAGGCGGGCGGACGCUGACAGCCCUGCCUGUGUCUCUGUCUCUGACUGCCAGCUUCUUGUCAUCCAUCACUGUGCUGUCCAACCCUGCUGAUGUGUACUGCUUCGGCGCCAUCUUUGUUUUUUUCGUAAUAUCCUAUACACUGUCAGUGAUGGUCGUAUCUGAGGUUUUUCUCCCAGUCUCUUACAGACUGGAAAUCACCAGUAUUUAUGAGUAUCUGGAGCUGCGUUUCAACAGAGCGACCCGUCUGCAUGCUACUGUCCUCUGUAUUGUUCAGACAAUCCUCACUUGUGGAAUCGUCAUUUAUGGCCCAGCUCUAGCUUUGAGUCAAGUAAUUGGUCUAAAUCUGUGGGGUGGAAUUAUUUCAACAGGAGCUGUCUGUACUCUUUACUGCACAUUGGGUGGGUUGAAGGCCGUGGUGUGGACCGAUGUGUUUCAGAUGGGAAUCAUGCUAGCAGGAUACCUGUCUGUGGUUGUCAAAGCCGUGAUCUUACAAGGCGGAGUGUCAACCAUUAUUUCAGAUGCACAACAAGGAGGGAGACUCAACUUUUGGGACUUUGACAUGAACCCUUUCAGGAGGCACACGUUCUGGACCGUGUCCAUCGGAGGAACAAUAGCCUGGAUUGUUGUUCUUGGGACCAACCAGGCCCAGACUCAGAGAUGUGUCUCCUGCAAAAGCAUCACUCAUGCCAGAGUAGCUCUGUUUAUCUUCCUGUUGGGUCUUUGCCUUUUUCUGACGUCUUCAGUUUUUGCAGGACUGUGCCUCUACUCAGUCUUUCAGGACUGUGACCCGUGGACUUCUGGACUCGUUUCUACACCUGAUCAGUUGAUCCCAUAUCUGGUCAUGGGCACCUUGACCAGCCAUCCCGGUCUUCCUGGACUAUUCCUCGCUGCAGUAUACAGCGGCGCUCUCAGCACCGUGUCGUCUGGCAUCAAUGCUCUAGCGACGGUCACACUAGAGGAUCUGAUCAAACCGUACACUAACCUGUCUGAGAAACACCUGGUCUGGAUGUCCAAGGGACUGAGUUUUUUCUAUGGAGUUUUGUGUAUGUCCUUUGCUGGGCUGGCCUCAGUCAUGGGAGGGAUGAUGCAGGCCGGUGUCAUUGUCAGUGGUGUUCUUCAAGGACCCGUGCUUGGUGCUUUCACAUUGGGUAUCCUCUUCAGUUUUACCAAUUCCAAAGGAGCUUUGUCAGGUCUUGUGUUGGGACUGGUUGCGUCCUUGUGUGUGGGUGUUGGGUAUAUAAUCUCCCCUCCCCCUCUAUCCAUGACCCGACCUCUUCCUCUGUCCACUGAAGGUUGUAACGUAAGCGCUACAGAAAGCUUUUAUACCUCCACUGUUCCCCCAACAGAACCAAGCUUCAGCGUGACUACACUGAACGGUGGUGAUGGACACCUCCAGGAAGCAGAGUGGAACUCUCCCUCCUAUCUCUACUUCAGCCUCAUUGGAGCGGUCACAUCUGUCAGCGUGGGGCUGGUAGUCAGCCUGCUUACAGGAGGUCUGAGGCAGAGGGCUGAAUCCAGGCUGACAUUAUUGAAGGAAGACACCGUUUCCUAUCACCUCUUCAAGCUUUUCACAGACAGAGUCAGAAGAAGAAAAGAUGGAGUCUACUCAGAAAAUAAUUCUGAGACAAAACCAGGCAGCAUAAAUCCUGCUUUCUGUGACACUGAGAUGGACUUUAAAAGCAGUAUGUCUGGGUAAUUUAUCACAUUUUUACUGCUGUGAUUGAGGAUAUUUCUGCCUGUUUGUCAUGUGAUGCUCAGUGAUGGAAGCAUUAGACAGUGGUUUAUAACAUUUAAAUAAUAGUGA
Messenger RNA from Cheilinus undulatus (humphead wrasse), 1947 nucleotides. Its product is annotated as sodium-coupled monocarboxylate transporter 1-like. Gene Ontology annotation, molecular function: organic acid:sodium symporter activity. The transcript is spliced from 17 exons. Gene Ontology annotation, biological process: propanoate transmembrane transport; sodium ion transport. Bases 1 to 1839 code for a protein of 612 amino acids. NCBI's taxonomy places the organism in Eukaryota, Metazoa, Chordata, Actinopteri, Labriformes, Labridae. The record is from RefSeq and is a predicted model, not a curated record. Gene Ontology annotation, cellular component: membrane.